AUGCCCCUCCCACCUCUCCCCCUCCCAGCAGGCGUCACAAGCCGCUACAUCCCAACCCGCGACCUAACCUUUCACAUCCUCGAAUCAGGCCACUCAACCACCCCAAAACCCUUGAUAAUCCUCCUCCACGGCUUCCCAGAAAUAGCAUACUCCUGGCGCCGUGUGCUCCCCAAAUUAGCCUCAGCCGGCUACCACGUCGUAGCCCCCGACCAACGGGGCUUCGGCCGAACAACCGGCUGGGACGACCGCGCCUACUCUGAAGUCGACCUCUCGACAUUCUCGCUCUCAUCUCUAGUCCGCGAUAUCGUUCUGCUCGUCCACGCACUUGGCUACCGCAGCGUAGCCUGCGUCGCGGGCCACGACUGCGGCGCUGUCAGCGCGGCCAUGUGCGCACUCAUGAGACCGGAUUUCUUCCAGUCUGUGGCGCUGAUGAGCCAUCCUUUUAACGGGAGUCCGGAGUUGCCGCUCGGAACUGGGACCGGAGAUGGGGGCGGGAUGGAGGGGUCGGCGGGUGACGUUCACGGGAAGCUUGCGUUGCUUGGCCGUAAGCACUAUAAGUGGUAUUACUCGACCGCGGAAGCAGGACCGGAGAUGUCGAACCUGUCACCCGAGGAGAUGCGGGUAUUCCUCCGCGGAUACUUUCACUUGAAGUCUGGGUCGUGGGAGGGGAAUCGGCCUCGUGCGUUGGGGAAGUGGGACGCCGAGGAUCUGGUUCAGUUGCCUGGGUAUUAUAUCAUGCCGGUGGGUGAGACGAUGCCGGGGACGGUGGCGUUGGAUAUGGCGAGGGAGCCGACGGGGGAAUCUUCAAAGGGGUGGCUGCCGGACGAGGAGCUUGACGUUUACGCUGGGGGGUUGAAUUGGUAUCGGGUCCGCACGGCGGCUGGGGGGAAGUACACGCGGGACUUUGAGGUCUUUGCGGGCAAGAAGCUUGAGCCGCCUUGUGCGUUUGUCUCAGGGAAGUUGGAUUGGGGGAACUAUCAGGAGCCUGGUGCUAUUGAGAAGAUGAGGGAUGGGGUGUCUUGUGCUGAUCUAAGGAUUCUGCGGAUGGUGGAUGGAGUUGGACAUUGGACGCCGCAGGAGAGUCCGGAUGAGGUGUCAAGGGCUAUUCUGGACUUGAUCGGUGGUGUGCGUGAUCGUGCAGUAUAA
Messenger RNA from Penicillium brevicompactum, 1146 nucleotides. Its product is annotated as alpha/beta fold hydrolase. NCBI's taxonomy places the organism in Eukaryota, Fungi, Ascomycota, Eurotiomycetes, Eurotiales, Aspergillaceae. The transcript has 2 exons. Gene Ontology annotation, molecular function: hydrolase activity. Bases 1 to 1146 code for a protein of 381 amino acids. The record is from RefSeq and is a predicted model, not a curated record.